GGAUCUAGACGUUAUGUCAUGUUCACCGGUAAUUUUAUUACGACGGAAUCGCGAGACCAAACACCCUUUUAAGUAGCUCAGACUAUCUCUCAUUUUUAUAGGUUUCAUUUGUUAUCAGAGUUCCUAACAGUUUGAGUUGAGUAAUCCAGUUUUUGAUAUGUUCUUCCGACGAGUCAUUACAAGCAAGAAUCAUUUGAAGAUCAGGGAAGAACCCAAGAUUCAGGAACAGCCGGCUAAAGUUCCAAAAUGGCGACAACUUCUAAAUCCAAAAAACAAAUAGCAGGUGAGAAGAAAAUAGUGAUCGUGGAAGGUCGGCAUCCACAAAAAAUGGUGGGUUCUAGUGUUGCUGAAGCAGCGUUGACUGAGGCUACCAACCAACACAAACAAACAGGUCGCAAACGUGAAAGAACUGAAGCUCAAAGGAUUGCACAUAGAGCCACUUGUAGGAAGUUUCGACUGAAAGAGAAAGGCAGGCGUACGGAACUCAAAAAGAUGGAGACCGAGUACUUUGAAAUGGUGCCAAAGUUCGAAAAGAUGAAUUCUGAAAACCAGCGGCUGAAAAUGGAGCUGGAGGAAAGCAUCUCUGAAAAUGAACGUAGGCGGAAGGAAAUCGAGGGACUGAAGAGAACUCUUGAGGAACAGGGGCAAAGCAUUAGUAUUUUGAACAAGUAUGUAGAAUUGUUUGCGUCGCAGACCUUUGAGCCAGUCUCCGACUACCCCAACAUAACUGCCUCUUCUGCUGUAUCCUCCCUUGGUGCAAAUCCUGACUUUUCCUCUUUGUUUGAUGCCCAAAAUGAUAAUCGUCUCUCUCUGCCAGCUGCCCCAAAUAAUUAUCUUGGUAAAUCAGGAGAUGGGGCUGGCUACUCUUCUGGUGCAAAUCAUAACUUUUCAAAUGUGUCGGAUGCCUUUGCCCCAAAUUGUCAUAAUAACAUUGUCGACUCUGCUACCGGAGUUGGGGCUGUCAGCUUUUCGGAUUACUUGCUGGAUGUGGUUGAUGUCCCAAAUCUUCCUGGUAACAUUGGCUCCUUCACUAAUGAUCCUGCUGACGGAGUUGGGACUAGCUUUGUUGAAGACUCGCUGAAUGUGGAUGAUGACCCAAAUCUUCAUGAUAACGCUGGCCCCUUCAUUGAUGGUCCUCCUGCUGGCAAUUAAGAUCUACGUUCUGAGAAAAUCCACAUUCCAAGGCGGUUUAGAGAUCUCUAUCAGCUCCUCACCUCAACCAGAUUCCUGCAACUUCUGCUCUUAUCGAUCUGUUAGUAGAACCACCUUGUCGGAAACUACACUAGUGUUGUACCGAGCAUGUCAACAAGCCAAGAGUUAUCUUCACCGUCUCUGACUCGGAGUCCAUAAAUAGUAUCUGGUGAUGGUACUUUCGUCAUUGUUUCUGUUUCUGGUAGUCGCUGCUUUGUAUGUUGAACAUAUAAAUAUUUUUGUUGUAUAUUUCAGUAACUAUUUGUUCAUUUUCAUAUGAAGUUGCAUGAAAUAAACAAUAGUGAGGUGACAUCUUUGUUCUACAUUCUCAUUCAUCCGUCCCUUAAAAUGCUCGAUCAUGGAAUAUUCCAGGUUGCAUGUUGACAAUAAAAUUGGUCAUACGUGAAGAAAUUCUAAGUUGCGUAGCAGAAAAUGUCUCUACUUCGUUUUCUGUAAGCCUUCGAAAUCGAGGUUGUGGCAAACAAAAAUUAUAAACCG
Messenger RNA from Durio zibethinus, 1689 nucleotides. The record is from RefSeq and is a predicted model, not a curated record. Lineage: Eukaryota; Viridiplantae; Streptophyta; Magnoliopsida; Malvales; Malvaceae.